CUACUUUCAUUGUACAUCUACCACCUCAACCACCACCAAUGCAGCUUUUGAUCCCACGAAUACAAACAGCAUAAAGUCUCCAAUACAGUCUUCCCUGAGAUUUUCAUCAUUGGACUUCGCGCCCCGUCACACCGUUUUCCUCGAGGCGUAUUUCCAUGGCCGACAUGGAGGGACCUUCGACAACUACUGUUGCCCGCUCGCCGAAGCGUACACACGACCAAAUAGAACCUCUCAUCUCGACUCCCGAAAGAGCCCCUCCAUCCGAGGCACCCUCUACUCCUUUGACUGAUCUGUCCACCGUUCCAAGCCCUUCACCGGCGAAAACGCCGUCCGCAGCAACGCCUGUGCACUCGGCACCAAAUCUUUCUGCCACACAACAACCGGCCAAACGGCGGAAGCUAACCACUCAGGAAAAGGAAGAUCAGAGAUUGGAGAAGGAGGCGAAAGACAAGGCUCGAGCAGAAAAGAAAACACAAAGAGAGGCUGAAGAUAAGGCAAAGGCAGAUAUCAAAGCCCAGAAAGACGAGCAGAAACGACUCAAAGAUGAGGAGAAACGUAAGAAGAAUGAGGAGCGAGAAGAGAAGAAACGUGCCAAAGAGCUUGAACAACAGCAAAAGGAGGAAGAAAAGAGAAAGAAGGAACGGAGCCAAAUGAAGCUGAAUGCUUUCUUUGUCAAACCCAAAUCUGGACUGGAGAAAUCUGUAAGCACUAUGGUAGAUACUGUUCGCUCCACAGAUUCCGAGACAGUAUCGCCUGUGCCAGAUGUUGAGCUGACUGAUGCCAAUACCACUUGUGCUUCUCCACAAAAAUCUAAGUCCGACUACGAACGAACCUUUCUCCCUUUCCAGUUACAUUCUCAUUCGAUACUCGCACCUUAUAACCGAUUCCAGGAGCUCCAACCGAAGGACCGGGAACAAACUCUCUCUGCGCAGAACCGUUUCGCCAACAUGUUUGUCCAGGGAAAAGACCUCUUAGGAAACUCAUCGGUGGAAUCUUUCACUUCUCAGUUUGGGUCACGGCGCAAGCGAGGGCUUCAAACUCCUUCCAUAUCUGAAUUGGUGGACCAAAUCAACGGAUCCCGUGUCCCCUCGGUUGUAGAUCUUACCAAGGAGCGCGACACAUCACCAAAAAAUCCAUUAGACCUACUGAAGCAAAUUCCGAUGAAGUACUUGCACUUUCAAGAAGAUGUUCGACCACCAUACUACGGCACGUUUACUCGAGAUGUAACAGCAGAGGAGGGAGCUCGGUUGUCUAGGAACCCACUCUCGCGCACGCUCAAUGAAAUAGAGUAUGACUAUGACUCAGAAGCAGAGUGGGAGGAGCCUGAAGAGGGCGAGGACCUCGAUUCUGAAGGGGACGAUGAAAUGUCCGAGGAUGGAGACGAUGACAUGGAAGGCUUCCUUGAUGAUGAAGACGAUGCUCAGGUCAAACGCAGGCUGAUCAGUGGUGAUCAGGCUCCCGUUAGUACUGGACUGUGUUGGGAAGAUGUCGAAGGGGUAUCGAGACUCAAUGAUGGGUCUGGUGCUAUUUCCACCGAGUUCAAGGAUUUCAGGAUGGGGUUUCUCUUAGAACCACAACCGACUUCUAUCGAUCCAUUCUCCACGGCAUACUGGGCUCCUGUUCCCAAAGCGGCGCCUGCCACGCAAUCUAUGUUUAGUAAAGACAGCAGCUCUACAAAUGCUGCCAUGCAGCCGCCCCGCAUGCCACUCUCACAACGGCCUAUCAACGGAUUACUGGUUGCGCAUGUCAAUGGAUCGCCCAGCAUCAAUUCAAAACCUGCCAAACCCGCCAAACGCCUCAUACCAACAGAACAACUUGCAGCUUUCAAGGCAGAAGUUGAGGGUAGCGAUUUAACAAAGAUCGCUCUUAUCGAAGCUUUGAAAAAAAAGUUUCCCAAAUUACCCAAGGAUGCUAUCAGUAACACCCUCAGCACAGUAGCCGCCCGUAAGGGACCAAAGGAGGCAGAGAAACGUUGGAUCCUCAUCCAAUAGUAAAACCGCCUUUCGUGCAGUUUUCUAGCCCUGCCAUAAUAGUUGUCAAAUUUUUCUGUUCACUGUGUAUGCUACGCGGUGGGGGAGCGCACAGAGUUUAUUUCCUGUUAUACGUCUGCAUAACUAGCGAUGGUGUACGAGUGGGUUAAAGGCAAAUCGGCGUUUUAUCAUUGCUCCAUCGGUGUCUGCAGCGCUGUCGCUCAAAUCAUCAUUUCAGAGGCGUCGGCGUAACCCUUUCCUUCCUCAACAGAGUCAGACAUAUGGCUCCUUUAUGUUUUUAUGAACACCAUUCCAGCAACGGCCUGGGAUAUCAGAAGAAGAAAUUGAUAGCAUGCUGCUCCGCAAGGGUGGCCUCGUGUAACGAUGCAUAUUCUAUACUUAGACAGGUCAUACACAAACCGAGUUACGAGAUCAUAUAUUAUUGAGGCCAACAUUGAGCCUUGACUCUAGAAGAU
Messenger RNA from Aaosphaeria arxii CBS 175.79, 2446 nucleotides. RefSeq lists its product as uncharacterized. Bases 156 to 1991 code for a protein of 611 amino acids. The record is from RefSeq and is a predicted model, not a curated record. Gene Ontology annotation, biological process: nucleosome assembly. NCBI's taxonomy places the organism in Eukaryota, Fungi, Ascomycota, Dothideomycetes, Pleosporales. Gene Ontology annotation, cellular component: nucleus; CAF-1 complex. The transcript is spliced from 3 exons.